AUGCUCUACGCCUCAGGCCGCUUCUUAGCGGCCCGGGCGGCCACUACACUUCCCGCCCCGCCCAGAGCCCGAGGCCUGGCUCUCCGCGGCAAGAGAAGGGAACUACAAGUCCCAGGGCACCUCGAGACGCCCUCCUAUGACUCCUUGACGGUGCAGCGGGCAAGACCCAACGCGCCUCUGGUCAGGAGGGUGAUCCUUAGGAAGGGGAGGAUGCCGCCGGCCAUAGGCGGCGGCCUAGCGGGUUCCGAGCUACGCCCGCGGAGGGGCCGCUGCGCGCCGCAGGCUGCCAGGGUCGUGGGUCGGGACGUGGUUCCCAAAGUUGCAGCACAGAGCCUUAAACUUAAACGGCCUGCUUGGAGCUCGCGGAGCUUCGAGGCGGCAGGCCGGUGGGCCACGCUGGCUGUGGUGACGCUGCUGUCCUUUGCCACUCGCUUUCACCGGCUGGACCAGCCGGCGCACAUCUGUUGGGAUGAGACUCACUUUGGAAAAAUGGGAAGCUACUAUAUUAACCGCACUUUUUUCUUUGAUGUGCAUCCACCUCUGGGAAAGAUGCUGAUCGGUCUCGCUGGCUACCUGAGUGGAUACGAUGGCACCUUUUUGUUCCAGAAGCCUGGGGACAGAUACGAGCACCAUAGCUACAUGGGAAUGCGAGGAUUCUGUGCUUUCCUGGGUUCCUGGCUGAUCCCCUUCGCCUACCUCACUGUGCUGGAUCUGUCCAAGUCCUUCCCCGCUGCACUGCUCACCGCUGCCCUUCUUACCUUUGACACAGGAUGCCUGACUCUGUCCCAGUACAUCCUCCUUGACCCCAUCCUGAUGUUCUUCAUCAUGGCUGCCGUGCUGAGCAUGGUCAAGUACAACUCCUGCGCUGACAGGCCCUUCUCUGCCCCCUGGUGGUUCUGGCUCUGCCUGACUGGCAUUAGUCUUGCUGGUGCUUUAGGGGUCAAGUUUGUUGGCCUUUUUGUCAUCGUGCAAGUGGGAUUGAACACCAUUUCAGACCUUUGGCACCUGCUUGGAGACCUCAGUCUUUCACUGGUCACUGUGGGGAAGCACCUAACUGCUCGAAUCCUGUGCCUCAUAGUGCUGCCUUUGGUGCUCUAUGUGACCUUUUUUGCUGUUCAUGUCAUGGUGCUGAAUAAAAGUGGUCCUGGUGAUGGCUUCUUCAGUUCUGCCUUUCAAGCUCGGCUUUCAGGGAACAGCCUUCACAAUGCUUCUAUCCCCGAACACCUGGCCUAUGGCUCUGUGAUCACUGUGAAGAAUCUCCGGAUGGCCAUUGGCUACCUGCACUCCCAUAGGCACCUCUACCCUGAGGGCAUUGGUGCUCGCCAGCAGCAGGUUACCACCUAUUUGCAUAAGGACUUCAACAACCUGUGGGUUAUCAAGAAACAUAAUACAAACACAGAUCCCCUAGACCCUUCAUUCCCAGUGGAGUUCGUCAGACAUGGAGACAUCAUUCGACUAGAACACAAAGAAACUUCUCGGAACCUGCACAGUCACUAUCAUGAGGCCCCCCUGACCCGGAAGCACUAUCAGGUCACUGGCUAUGGCAUAAACGGGACAGGGGACUCAAAUGAUUUCUGGCGCAUUGAGGUUGUAAAUAGAAAAUUUGGGAAUCGGAUCAAGGUGCUGAGAAGUCGAAUCCGCCUCAUCCAUUUGGUCACAGGCUGUGUCCUGGGAUCUUCAGGAAAGAUUCUGCCCAGGUGGGGCUGGGAGCAGUUGGAAGUCACUUGCACUCCAUACCAGAAAGAAACCGCUAACUCCAUUUGGAACGUAGAAGACCAUAUCAAUCCCAAACUGCCAAACAUCAGCCUGGACGUGCUGCAGCCCAGUUUUCCUGAGAUCUUGCUGGAGUCCCACAUGGUCAUGAUCCGGGGAAACAACGGCCUCAAACCCAAGGACAACGAGUUCACAUCCAAACCCUGGCACUGGCCUAUCAAUUACCAGGGUCUGCGCUUCUCAGGGGCCAAUGACACGGACUUCAGGGUCUAUCUGCUUGGCAACCCCGUGGUCUGGUGGCUGAACCUGGUGAGCAUUGUCCUCUAUGUCCUCUCGGGGAGCACCAUUGCCAUCGCUGUGCAGAGAGGGGUACAGCUGCCUGCAGAGUUGGAAGGGCUGACCAGGGUGCUGCUGCGAGGAGGUGGCCAGCUGCUGCUGGGCUGGGUGCUCCAUUACUUCCCUUUCUUCCUGAUGGGCCGGAUCCUCUACUUCCACCACUACUUCCCAGCCAUGCUCUUUUCCAGCAUGUUGACAGGUAUCCUAUGGGAUACCCUCCUGCGGCUCUGUGCCUGGGGCUUGGCCUCUUCUCCCUUGGGUAGCAGAAUACAUGCUGUGGGAAUGCUGAGCCUGCUUCUGGCAACUGCCUACAGCUUCUACCUCUUCCACCCACUGGCUUAUGGGAUGGUUGGUCCCCUCGCCCAGGAACCUGAGAGUCCAAUGGCAGGACUAAAGUGGCUGGAAUCAUGGGAUUUUUGAGACCAUUUCCAGGACCCCAGCCUGGUUCCAGGUAUUGUCCAGGGACACUCAGCUAUGAAGCCAGGUCCUGGACCCUUCUAACUACAAGGGAAACUGCCUGAGGAGUCCAAAGCUUUCUGCUAUCCCCAGGACCAGUCUCUGGGAAAUAGACCUGGAUUUAACUCAACACUAAAAGAGCCACAACCCUGUCUACAGCAUUUACACGGUACACUUGACCUACAGCACUUUGUGGUGCUAGUUCCCUCUCCUAUGAAACACAAGGAAAGCAGCUGUGAGCGUGGAGUAUACAUAUGUCCAAUCCCCUUGGAGUGUAGACCACGGAAGUGGCCGCCAACUUUCAUAAAUUCCAAGAAAUGGUCCAAGGUUAACAGGAUAUUCUCUGUUAUCUUUUCACAUUGGAUUUGGUUUCAUUUAGGUUUAUAAGAUCCAUAAGAAAUUUUCUGAUCUCCAGGAGGGCUGAGGGUUCUGCCCUUACCCCUCAUGGUGUUACAAAGGCACAACAGGUGGGACCAUCGAAAC
Acomys russatus (golden spiny mouse) is the source of this 2988-nucleotide messenger RNA. RefSeq names its product protein O-mannosyltransferase 2 (gene Pomt2). The record is from RefSeq and is a predicted model, not a curated record. NCBI's taxonomy places the organism in Eukaryota, Metazoa, Chordata, Mammalia, Rodentia, Muridae. Gene Ontology annotation, cellular component: membrane; endoplasmic reticulum. The transcript is spliced from 21 exons. Gene Ontology annotation, molecular function: dolichyl-phosphate-mannose-protein mannosyltransferase activity. Bases 1 to 2469 code for a protein of 822 amino acids. Gene Ontology annotation, biological process: protein O-linked glycosylation via mannose.